UUCCCCUCAGGUCAACAUUGAUCUUUUCAUACAGACGGAAUACUUUAACAUUAUCCACAUUUGAAACUUCACAUGACAGGACGUAUAUGGAACUCUCCAGGACGGAAGACAUGGAGGUGACUGGCAUUACUGGAAGCCUCUAUGAAAGGCAGACACCACACUCUGAUGUCACAGGAGGUGAUUCUGCUUCAGCUGAAAUGAGCAGCACUGCCUGUGAGCUGUCUGUGGCGCCUAGUCCAUGUCCGAAUGAAAACAGCACUGGCCCGCCUUCGCCUAAAAGACUGAGGCUUGACACAGACGGACCGGAAAAGCCAGCAGCGACAACAGUAGCAGCAGCAGCGGCGUCUCUUCACGCAAACAACUAUAAAGCAGCACUCUCUGAGGACGAACAAGAACAGGACGUCAGGCCUGGUGGUUCUCAGCCACACUGUACAUCACAGGAAACAGACAACCCAAUAAAACCAGAGCAUGAGGAGGAGGAGGUGGUAGAGGAGGAGGAGGUGGUAGAGGCGAAGAAGGAGGAGGAGGAGGUGGUAGAUGAGGAGGAGGAGGAGGACGUGGUAGAGCAUCAGGAGGAGGAGGUGGUAGAGGCGGAGGACAUGGUAGAGGACAAGGUGAAAGCUGUGGCGUUUGUAGCUGAAAGGGAGGCACUCAGUCAAGGCUUUACUGCUCUCUGCUGUGGCUACGGCAGUUAA
Messenger RNA from Engraulis encrasicolus (European anchovy), 695 nucleotides. Its product is annotated as proline-, glutamic acid- and leucine-rich protein 1-like. The transcript is spliced from 3 exons. Lineage: Eukaryota; Metazoa; Chordata; Actinopteri; Clupeiformes; Engraulidae. The coding region runs from base 87 to 695 and encodes 202 amino acids. The record is from RefSeq and is a predicted model, not a curated record.